This is a messenger RNA of Cordyceps militaris CM01, 486 nucleotides long. RefSeq names its product Helix-turn-helix, Psq. Bases 1 to 486 code for a protein of 161 amino acids. Gene Ontology annotation, molecular function: DNA binding. The transcript is spliced from 2 exons. The record is from RefSeq and is a predicted model, not a curated record. Lineage: Eukaryota; Fungi; Ascomycota; Sordariomycetes; Hypocreales; Cordycipitaceae.
AUGGGCAAAGCCAACGAAGCCGACAUCCAGAACGCGAUCCAGAGCGUCAAGAGUGGUGUCAGCGUCACCAGUAGUGCGACUCGCUGGGGCGUGCCGCGAUCUACGCUGAGGCACCGGCUCAAGGGCACCAAGACACACGCAGCCGCGGCUGAAUCGCAGCAGCGACUAUCCAAGCAGCUAGAGGUGCAGCUGGGCGGCUGGAUCACGACAAUGACGGCCAUUAACGAACCGCCGACGCACAAGCAAGUGCGCGAAGUGGCGACGCAGCUACUCGCUCUUCAAGGAGAUCUUCGGCCGCUGGGCAAGAACUGGGUGAUUACAUUCCUGCGGCGGAAUCCCCAUAUUAAAAUUAUGAAAGAAUCGACCGGCCUUCUGGAUGAGAGCGCUGUCAAUGGAGCAAUGGAUGAGACCAAUGGAUGCAUUGCAACUUUGAAAGGGAGUCUUGAUCGAAUCGCACAAUACGUCGGAUCUGAUAUACAGCCAUAA